Molecule: messenger RNA, 2002 nt
Organism: Mercurialis annua (annual mercury)
Lineage: Eukaryota; Viridiplantae; Streptophyta; Magnoliopsida; Malpighiales; Euphorbiaceae
Exons: 16
Coding region: 144-1760 (538 amino acids)
Biological process (GO): malonyl-CoA catabolic process; acetyl-CoA biosynthetic process; fatty acid biosynthetic process
Cellular component (GO): peroxisomal matrix; mitochondrial matrix
Molecular function (GO): malonyl-CoA decarboxylase activity
Source: RefSeq, a predicted model, not a curated record
CAGAGUUUAGACGACGAAGUUAAGGAGGAUGGCAUCAAUCUCAAAAAGUAUAAAGCCGAGAAAAACGAACAAGUAGUGGACAGACAAUGAUACAUGAACAGACAGAAUAAAAGAUCCUAAUUUUUGGUAGUAAAUAAAACUUGAUGAACAGAAAAACAUUAGCCAUUUUAUUACGAGCAAGAAUGAGACCUUCCAACGAUCCCACCAAGUCCCCUGCCUUACCUCUCACUGCCAAUCAAAUGCUGACCAAUUCUCAAGAAACCCAAUUCGAUUCCACUGUCUCUCAACACGCUGCGGAACUUGCAGCUAAACAGCACAGCUCUUUCACUGCUAAAGAGAGGAACUUUGAUUGUGUCCGGGCAUCUAUGCACUCGGCCAUUUCACUAAAUAAAACUGAAGCUCUUGAUGUGGUGCUUAAUAAUUUUGCUGAGGGUUAUCUUAGUCUUUCGCUUGAAAAUCGUCGGAAAUUGUUGUUCAUUCUAGCAAAAGUGUAUGAUCUAAAUAGGAGUCAAGUUCAUGACCUCAUUAAACAAUAUCUUGGACUUGAACCUCCUUCCUAUGGUGAAUCGAAUAGCAGUGAAUGUAAUACUGCUGAACUUGAGGCUGCACUUUCUUCUUUUUAUCGCGUAGAACGAAACUUGAGGCAAGCUCUUAAGCCUACAUAUGAUGUCCUUUUUGAACGACUCAAUAAUCAUCCUGGGGGAUUGCAGUUCUUGUCCAUGAUUCGCGCUGACAUUUUAUCUAUCCUCGCAGAGGAGAAUGUUGCAUCUUUGAGAGCAUUAGAUUCCUACUUGAAGGAAAAACUUAGUACCUGGCUUAGUCCUGCUGCAUUGGAGCUUCACCAGAUUACGUGGGAUGAUUCUGCUUCUGUUCUGGAGAAAAUUGUGGCUUAUGAGGCUGUACAUCCAAUCUGCAAUCUCUUAGAUCUUAAAAGAAGGUUGGGUGUUGGUCGUCGAUGUUUUGGGUAUAUACAUCCAGCAAUACCUGGUGAACCCCUUAUCUUCAUAGAAGUUGCCCUUUUAAAGAAUGUGGCCCAGACAAUACAGGAAGUUUUAUGGGAUAAUCCUCCCAUACCUGAAUCUGACGCAACAUGUGCAUUGUUUUAUUCUAUAUCAUCGACUCAGCCUGGCUUGGCAGGGAUCAACUUGGGGAAGUUGCUUAUAAAACGUGUUAUUACACUGGUGAAAAGAGAUAUGCCGCACAUAUCUAUAUUUGCGACGUUAAGUCCAAUUCCUGGAUUCAUGCCAUGGCUGGUAUCUAAGUUGGCAUCUCAGUCAGUCCUUGCUGAAGCAGAGAAUAUGUCGAAAGCAUCUUCAAGUGGAUUAGUUUCCAUGUUUCAGGAGAACAUUCUUGAACCAAAUGAAGAAAGAUCACUAAUGAAAUGUACUCGGGAGCUUUUUCCUGGAAAAAAUGGUAUGGAAGUGAUGCUACAGCUGUUAUCAUCAACAAAUUAUGGGUGGAACAAAUCAGAUGAAUUGGUUACAGCGUUGAAGCCCCCUCUGAUGCGACUGUGUACCAGGUACCUUUUGCAAGAGAAAAAGAGAGGAAAAGCCCUGGAUUCAGUUGCUAAUUUUCAUUUGCAAAAUGGAGCAAUGAUUGAGAGAUUAAAUUGGAUGGCAGAUUGUUCCAAUAAAGGCCUUCUCCAAAGUGGAGGUAUCAUGGUGAACUAUGUUUACAGGGUUGAAAAGAUUGAAGAAUAUUCUCAAUUGUAUUUCAGUUCAGGACACAUACACGCCUCAAACGACGUAUGCAGCAGUUGAAAGAGCAUGAAGUAACAAGGUUUGCAGAAGGAUGAGCCAAGUAGAAUAUUUUUGAUUCCAGUGUAGGCAAGCCUUGCUCAUAAUAAUUGUUGAAGCUGCAUAUGUAAUAUUAUCUUACUCAUUAUGCUUUUCUCCACUAAUCAAGAUUUGGUAGCCAAUGCUUCUGCUGGUUGCAUUUCAUUUCUUUUUUCAUUUUUAAAUUAAGGGUUAAUUGCAUAUAAAAUCACUAUUUUUAUACCAAA